UUCCCCGUUGUUCUUGAGAGUCCUCGGUUCUGCUGCUUGGUGAGGAUCAGCCACGGGUGUUGAGAUACUUGCCCUGGGAUCUUCUGCCCGGGAUGGCCCUGCUGAGGGGCUCUGCCCCCUGAGGAAGGGUCCUGGUGGUGACAGGCCACCCAGAGCGGCACCGCAGGGACUAUGUGAGCUGGUUCCUGCCCUCCUGGAGUAAACAUGAUGAAAACGGAGUCUUCGGGAGAAAGAUCAACCCUGCGAAGUGCCUCUCCUCACAGGAACGCCUACAGGACUGAGUUCCAGGCGCUGAAAAGCACCUUUGACAAACCCAAAUCUGAUGGGGACCAAAAAACGAAAGAGGAAGGAGAGGCCUCGCAGAGCCGGGGAAGGAAAUAUGGCUCCAACGUCAACAGGAUUAAGAACUUGUUUAUGCAGAUGGGCAUGGAGCCCACGGAAAGCGUUGGAGUUACCCCCAAAGCCAGGGGGAAGGGUGGCCCCCCGUCACCUCAGAGACGAAUUAGGCCCAAAGAAUUUGUAGAAAAAGCGGAUGGUUCCAUCGUAAAAUUGGAGUCGUCUGUCUCGGAAAGGAUUAGUAGGUUUGAUACUAUCCAUGAUGGUCCUUCCUAUUCCAAGUUUACGGAAACUCGCAAGAUGUUUGAGCGAAACGCUCAUGAGACGGGACAUUCCCAUCGCUAUUCCCCAAAGAAAGAGAAGGUGGUGUCCCAGGAGCUCCCGGACGAGUGGUGCGGCUCCAAGUCCCACCGGGGCAGCAUGGACUCCCUGGACAGCCUCAGCCCCAGGACGGAGACCGUCUCCCCCACCGUGAGCCAGCUCAGCGCCGUCUUCGAGAACGCCGACGCGCACAACGUCAUCCUGGUGGAGAAGUCGGAGAACAACGAGGAGUACUCCGUCACCGGCCACUACCCGCUCAACCUCUCCUCUCCCGUCACAAACCUCUCCUCCCCGGCCGCCAACCUGGAGGGUUUCAGCCCUUUGAAGGAAACGGGCACCUGGUCUCCACCAGCCAAAGAGAGCCCGGGCUCGGCCGAGACCUCCCAGCAAGGUGGCAUGUCCUCCUCGCCCAGGCAGAAGAUGUCCACGGGCACCUCGGCAGGUCCCAGGGCCGCCGAGGAGGGGAAGAGGAGUGUGGAGGGCAGUGCUGGGAGCGGCGGGGGCAGCCAGCGGGACUCGGCCGGUGGGGCGAGGAGCAAGUGGAAAGCAGAGAGCGAGGUGGUGUCACCACACCAGGAAGGCUUGGAGCCCACAGAGGGGGGUUUGGACAGACCCCAGGCUGCGGAGGUGCCACGGAGCACGGGUUCAGGUGGUGUUUUUGCCCCGGGUGCUGUUUCAGAGGCAGCCGAGUCCCGUUACGAUGAGGAGGGUGAGAAGGAGGCGCAGGAGGAGGAGGACAGCUUGCAGGGCUCCCACGUGUACAGGCACUCCGACUACAGCGUGUACCGGGUACGCUCCCGCUACAACUCGGACUGGGGGGAGACCGGGACGGAGCAGGAGGAUCAGGACGACAGCGAUGACAAUAACUGCUACGAACCCGACAUGGAAUAUUCGGAAAUUAACGGGCUGCCCGACGAAGACGAAAUCCCAGCCAACAGAAAAAUACAGUUCAGCCGUGCUCCCAUCAAGGUUUUCAAUACAUAUUCCAACGAAGACUAUGACAGGAGAAAUGAUGAAGUUGACCCCGUGGCUGCAUCAGCUGAGUAUGAGCUGGAGAAGCGCGUGGAAAAGCUGGAGCUCUUCCCGGUUGAGCUAGAGAAAGAUGAAGAUGGACUUGGCAUAAGCAUUAUUGGGAUGGGAGUCGGAGCAGAUGCAGGCCUUGAAAAACUGGGAAUAUUUGUCAAAACAGUAACAGAAGGUGGGGCAGCAGAAAGAGAUGGCAGGAUCCAAGUGAAUGACCAGAUUGUGGAAGUCGAUGGCAUCAGUCUGGUUGGCGUUACGCAAAAUUUUGCUGCCACUGUUCUUAGAAACACCAAAGGGAAAGUCAGGUUUGUAAUUGGGCGGGAGAAGCCGGGACAAGUGAGCGAGGUGGCCCAGCUCAUCAGCCAGACCCUGGAGCAGGAGCGGCGGCAGAGAGAGCUGCUGGAGCAGCACUACGCCCAGUACGAUGCGGACGAUGACGAGACAGGGGAAUAUGCUACAGAUGAAGAAGAUGAAGACAUGGGACCCGUCCUUCCAGGAGGUGACAUGGCCAUUGAAGUGUUCGAUCUCCCUGAAAACGAUGACAUGUUCUCCCCCAGCGAUGUGGACACCGGCAAGCUCGCUCACAAAUUCAAAGAGUUGCAAAUCAAACAUGCAGUUACAGAGGCUGAAAUUCAGAAGCUGAAGACGAAGCUGCAGGCUGCGGAGAACGAGAAGGUGAGGUGGGAAUUGGAGAAGACCCAGCUCCAGCAGAACAUUGAGGAGAAUAAGGAGAGGAUGAUGAAAUUAGAGAGUUAUUGGAUUGAGGCGCAGACCCUGUGUCACACGGUGAAUGAGCACCUCAAGGAGACGCAAAGCCAGUAUCAGGCUCUGGAGAAGAAAUAUAACAAGGCAAAGAAAUUAAUCAAGGAUUUUCAGCAAAAAGAACUUGACUUCAUCAAACGCCAGGAAGCUGAACGGAAGAAAAUAGAAGAUUUGGAGAAGGCACACCUUGUAGAGGUUCAAGGCUUACAGGCUCGUAUACGAGACUUGGAAGCAGAAGUUUUCAGGCUAAUGAAGCAAAAUGGGAGCCAGGUUAACAAUAACAACAACAUUUUUGAGCGGCAAACAUCUUUUGGAGAAGUUUCUAGAGGAGAUCCCGUGGAAAACCUAGAUACUAAGCAAGUGUCCUGCCUAGAUGGCUUAAGUCAAGAUCUCAACGAAGCAGUGCCGGAAACGGAGAGGCUGGACUCCAAAGCGCUGAAGACUCGAGCUCAGCUUUCGGUGAAGAACAAGCGGCAGAGACCUUCCAGAACACGGCUCUACGACAGCAUCAGCUCCACGGACGGGGAGGACAGCCUGGAGAGAAAGCCAUCAAACAGUCACAGUAGCCCCAUGCACAUUCCCAAGUCACCACUGCCCUCAUGCAUGAGAGCAUCCUCUCCAGCAUCAGAUUCUGGUGCUUCCUCCCUCUCCCCCGCGGCCAGCAGUGCAGCCAUCUCCCUCGACAACCUCACCCCAAACCACCAGGAAGAACCACACCACGGAGGAGGUGUCCUGUCCCCCCAUCCCCGGGGGGACACCCCGCUUUCCUCUCCUUCAAAGUCUGGCAACAGCUCCGAAGCAUCUCCUUUGCAUCACCCCGCGGGCAGGAAUAUAUUACAGGAUAAAGAUGGUGCCACAAGUGCUCAGGCAGCAAGAACAACCAGCCCUCCUGUAGGGCAUACGGAAAAACUAAAGCGAAAACUCGCAAAUCUUGGGGCUCCCUUGCGAAGGAGUUCAAACAAGGGCAAGAAGCGGAAAGAGAAGGACUCUGCUCGGGUGACCUCUGGCAGUAGGACCGUCAGAGAGAUGCUGCAGAGAUCAGCAACCAGCAAAUGGUUAGCCACAGAGCGAGCCUCCUCCCUCCCACACUGCGUGCCCUUGGCGUGGCACGGAGAGAGUGGCAAGGGGUCCACCUCCUCCAGCAACCUGCCGUCGCCCACCAGCUCAACCGAGCCCUCCUCCGAAAAUAUAAGCCCAGCUAAAAAAGGGUCAAAGAAUUUCACGUUCAAUGACGAUUUCAGCCCCAGCAGCACAAGUUCCGCGGAUUUGAGUGGUUUAGGAGCAGAACCUAAAGCCCCAGGUUUCUCGCACUCUUUGGUGCUGUCGUCAGACGAGAGCCUGGAUAUGAUUGAUGAUGAGAUCCUGGACGAGGGACAGUCCCCGAAGCACAGCCAGUGCCAGAGCCGCGCGGUGCCGGAGUGGAGCGUGCAGCAGGUUUCCCACUGGCUGAUGAGCCUCAACCUGGAGCAGUACGUCUCCGAAUUCAGCGCCCACAACAUCAACGGGGAGCAUCUCCUCCAGCUGGACGGCAGCAAGCUCAAGGCUCUUGGUAUAACAUCUUCCCAGGACAGAGCAAUCAUUAAAAAAAAGCUAAAGGAAAUGAAAGCAUCCCUGGAGAAGGCUCGCAAAGCUCAAGAGAAAAUGGAGAAGCAAAGGGAAAAGCUUCGGAAGAAGGAACAAGAGCAGCUGCAGAGGAAAUCGAAGAAAGCAGAGAAGCCUUCAUCAGAUGUGACAGAGGGCACUAACGAGCAGUGACCAGCCGGAGCUGGGAAAAGCUGGGGAGGUGGGGGCAGGCCAAGGGGAGAGGAACUCGUACCCAGCCUGGUGCCCCUUCAGCUUUCCUGCCCUCAUUACUGGGAGUGUGUGCAGAGGGCCGGGGCUGUGCGCAGGAGGACUAUGGAAAUCUCCAGGGUGUAGGUUUAUUUUCCCUCAUCUCCAGUCCACACUCGUCGUUGUUGCCCUGUGAAACCACCCCCAGCCCCUCGGUGCGUUCCCUUGUUGCUGAGAGCUGACAGAUCUCCUCUCCGUGUGGCGGUGUUCUCCUUCCCAACUCCCCUUCUCUGUUGAGCGGCGUGCGUUGGGUCGCUGCAGGAACCAGCGUGAUGCCGAGGAGCGGGGUCCUCUGCUCCCCCUCUCCCCAGCGGGGCGGCCCGUGGGAGCCACUUCACUUCCCAACUGGAAAUUCAGCGUCUUUGUGGAGUUUGGGUACCCGGUUCCACCCGCUGGAGGACCUUUCAUCUCCCCUCAUCACCUCCCACCCACGCUGCUCCGGAAACACAACUGUUGGGUGACUUCUUAUACACUGGAGAUAAAGCCAGGAGAGUCGAUACCCCCUGGGAGAAAGACAGUAGGUGACACUCUUUCUGUUGACUGUACAAUAGUUAAUCCAGGAAGGAGGCAAAGCCUUAAACGAUUAUGUGGGUUUACACAGAAAUCUGAGGAUAACAUUUAUCCUGUGGAUAUCUGAGCAAGGAUGAAUUUCUAACUAGAGCACAGCGCAUAGAUCUGUAUAAAUUUCAUCGUGCUCCCAGUGUGUAGGCAACUUUCUUAUAGCACACUCUGCUUCCGUUCUCAUGUGUUUUCAACAGGAAACUGGGCUUAAUUUGUUUUGAGGUUUUGUUUUCCCAAGAAAAACACCACGUCGUCAGACCCAUUCUGCAGUAAGCAUUGGGAGAAUCAGUUUUGUGCUGUGCCGGUGUCGGAAACGAUUGGCAAACUUGAGUUUGCUGAAGAUUUUCAGUUUUUACAGAAGUGCACUUUAAGAAGAGGAAGAGGAGGGAUUCUGGUUAAUGUGAAUUUGAGGACAUUGCUGUUAAGAUUAGUGCUGCCGUGGAGGUGAAGGUUGCUAAAUCCAAAGCUGCCAUAUAUUAACUGUUCUGAUUGACCCGUUUAAAGAAUAUCCCUACCAAAAGGUGAAGUUUUGGGCAUAGGCUGUAGAGUGUUUUGAUGGCUUAGAAGUGGUGGUAUCACGUCCUUCAGAGAUCCCUGUUGUCCUGCUCUGUGAGGCCAUCGGUGGAGCGUUGACUGUGCCAGUGUGUAGCUCACACGGCAUGGUGUUACUGCCUCUUAAGGGCGGUAUUAAAAUAGUCAAUAUUUCUUCAAAAGAAGGGACAGACAACAGGCAAAUACCCACAGGGAGGAGCUGGAGGCGUUCUCUUGCUGCUCUGUAGCCAAAGCUGGCCACACAGCAACCUUUAUCCUUGAGACACGGCUUCCCUCCCGUGCCUCUGGGAAGUUGCCGUCGUCAUCUCCCCAUGCCAGCCCAGGAAUUGGUUAGGGUGUUGAUGCAAAGUUUGAGUCUUGAGCUUAAAAAUUUUUCCAGUCUAAAAAAAAAAAAAAAAAAAAAAUCCAAAUAUUGAAUUCUUUCGAAGGAAAUGUUUGUUCUGGUUUGGCUUGGCUUCUCUUCUGCUCCGUCCUUUAUGACAUUUGUAUCUGUGUCUGUAAAGUUCUCUGAUUUGAAGCAGUUGGGGAGAAAUAUUUAUAGUUAAAUUUCUUUUGAUCCUAAUAAUUCCUUUGACAUAUAAAAUGGUCUGUAAACGGAAAGAGGCUCGUUUGUUCAAAACUAAUACACACCAGAGCUACUUAGUAUUAGCGUUAUUGUUCCUUCCAAAUCCGAUUUCUACAAGUUUCUGAUGUACAUAUUAUUCAGAUCUAAAGAUGAAAUUGCUGUAAGAAGCUACUUCCUGCUAUUUCUUGUGAUACAUUUCUUGAGACAGACCACUGGCAAAAAAAAAUGCACCUGCUAACAAGAAUUCCACAUUGCAGUGAGUCUUUCUGCACUCUUUGUAGGAGAAAAAUUACACAGAUUUUUAACGGCGUCGUAAAGCUACUGCUCUGUUCCACCUGAGUCAGAGAGGUUAUCCGAAAGAAACUGGAAAUUUAAUGUUUUAAAUACGAUGUUGAUAAACGCAUUCAAUGGUGAUUUUGUUUUUAAAUUAUGUUUACAUUGUAGUAAUGUUUAAGUGGUUGUAUAUAGUAAUCUAAGGUGAUGUCCCUGUUUUAUGUUCUUUGUUUUCCUAGAAACCUGAGCAGGCGGUUUGCAUUAUACACUGAGUUUUCAUUGUUGCUACUUAGAACAGUGCCUAGUUAAGCUCUCCACAAAUCAGUCUUACUCUGCGGAAUAGCUAAUUCAACUUAAGUUCUUUAAGUAUUCAGGGUUUUUUUAUUGCUUUGUGGUAAUGUUAUUUUGUAAUUCUCGGAGUAAAAAAAAAAACCCAUAACAAAACCCACAACAAAAACCUAGCUGAAAAAAAAACAAACCAGUAGCUUAAAUUGAAAACAGAAGCAUAAAAUGCAUUUUGAUCAGCACGUGAAAACUAAGCAAACCAAGCCAUGUCAAGAGUUUUGCUCUUCUUUCUGUGAUAAAAGAGAUUUACGUGGUUCCUUUUCUUAAGUCGGGUGGCUCCUUUCUGGGAGUAAGAGGUGGAAGGACCGGUGGGGUUUGGGGUUUGAAGCUCCUGUCGCUGGUCCGUGGUACCUUCAGCGUUGUGUUGCGCAUUUCCCCCUUGUAUCGCGUGGUGACGUACAUGAGAUAGGGAUGUCUCAUCGUUCUGAACUUGAACUUCCCUUAGAGCAGUGCCAAGUCAGACUAAGGUGGGGGUUUGUUUAAUAACAGGAGACAAAUACUCCACGCUCAGUGACUGAAGGACUGUCUUUUCGGGCUCCCCUGCAGAUGUAGCUGGCGCCUACUUUUGCCCAUUUAUUUGUGGAGCUAAAGCAAUUCUAAUGCAUUGAUGGAUCCAGACACUGAUAAACCUCUGUGCUGGUGUCCCCACGCCUCUGGCUCUGCGUCCCUGUCAUCCUUACCCCUUGGUGGGGUUCACUUCCCCCUGCUCACCAUGUUGGCCAGCUCUGUAAGCCCUCGUCCUGCUCGUUGCUGGGGUAUUGCCAGGCUGUGGAGAUACCGAGCCUCUUAGGUGAGGAGAGGAGAACUAGGAAAAGAUGGAACUCUGAAAAAUAGGAAAUAAAAGAUAGAGCACUCAAGUUACUUUAUUCCUAGGAGUGCUGGUGUUUUUACUGAGGUUCUGGAGAGCGGGGUGGCUCCUUGCUCUGCCCAGAUCAGGGAUGUGACUCCCUUCCAGCCAGUAUCUUCCCACCAGGGGUGCUGCUCCACACCACGUACAUGCUAAAACUCCCCACUUCGGUUUCAGUCUGCCCGGGUGUAUGGGGACCAAGAGAUGGGGCAGGAGCCCAACCUGUUCCCUGCCAUUCCCAGGGUAUUCCCUGCUGCUGGCAUUUCACCCACCACUCCGAGCAGCUCUGCUGGUCAUCACGGCAAGUGGAGCCUGUCCUAGACCGAAGGUUGGAAUCCCACAGCGGGACAAAAGCCAGUAUUAAAAGAUGAACAGAGUUAAGUGACGUUUGUAUCUCAGUGUGUACAAAUGCUUCUGCAUUUUUUCCAGCUUGUUACAUUUUUUUGCAUAGGGAUCUAUUGUGCUACGACUGCUCAGCUGCAGGGAUACCACAAACAUUGAGCUUUUGCAAGAAUCACUGCACAGCUUUCCUCUGACGCUUGCCAGGCUCUCAUUGACAAUGUCAUUGACAUUGACAUUGGCUUGGCACUGGGCACGGGGGCUUCCUCGUCCUUCGUUGCUUUCCCUCAAAGCCUCCUCCACCUUCAUCUCCCUCCUCACGUGCUGGUGAGCGAGGGGUGGGCAAUGGUGUGUGCUUUGUGAGAUAUUGAAUUGUGUCCUGCUGUCAAGUCGGAGAAAGAAAUGCCACUCUUGUUACUGGUGCAGAAUCCAGUUCCACAGUUGGAUGGACGAUGACCAUCGUCUAGUUGUGUCUGGCCAAGAAGUACCAUUCCAGGUGCCCUCACAGCACCGAAAAUGGAAAGGAAAGAUUCGCACGGGUUUAGCUGCAGUUGGUUACGGAAUCCGUACUGCCCUCUGUUGCAGUUCUCAGGGCUGACAUUUUGGGGAAGUUUGCAAGAAUUAAGUCUUGUGUUGAUUUCUUAGCCAUGAGAUUACUGAGAGAAAAUGUUGUCGAAGUAAAAGCAAAACCUGAUCUUGCUCUUUGUAGGUGUUGCCUGGUCCCCUGCGCUACCCUCAAAGUAAGCAAUAGAGGGGCUGGGCCCUGUUAAUGGCAUUUCCCUUAUUCUGUGCUCUCCCUCACUUGAAAACCUCAGGAAACCUGUGUCCUGGUCCAGAACACUGAAAAAAACAGACAUUUGAAAAAAGCAGCGCAUCGUUAGUGAAGUUGUAAGUCUUUAAUAGUCAAAAUGGGCAGAGUGCGCAGAGCAGUUUGAUGGUUUGGGUUUAGUUUUGUUAAAUCAGUGAUUGAAAAUAAUGACAUCGAUUGGUCUUUUUGGCAAUCCUGUGGCUUGAUUCCCUCUUUGAAUGGAGCUCGGGGGGGCAGAGCCCACCCCCUGUGUCUCCCCGGUGUGCUCGCCCCACUCUCCGCUGGCAGCUUUGCUCGCUCUUCUUUCUGGGGGUUUCACAGAUUUUUGCAGAUGAGAAGAUUUUUAAAGUUGUGUUAAAACUGUAGACAGAUCCCCUGCAGGUCCUCCUGCAUGUCGUCCUCGGGUUGUUUUUUUAGGGUGGGAAGUUGGCAGGAUUGGUCUCUUGGAGGUUUUUUAGUAUUCAAGGAAGGAAACCUUUUCUUCCUCUUUUUAACCCUAACUUUGAUUUCUGUUGGAGCGCUUUCAGCAGCUCCUUUUUGAGCAGGAGUGAGGGGCAUCCGAGGUGGCUUUACCCACUCAGCGCAGCGUGGGUCAUCUGCAGAUGGCACAACCCCUUUUGUCAUCCUCCCGGAUGUACUUUUUCCCACUGUAAAACUGAUUUUUCAGAGCUGUGACACCUCCGUCGUGACACUGAGCCCUCAGAUCCCUCGUUAUAAAAGGAGCUUUCUGCCAGCAGCUGGCAGCAGGAAUGGUGGGACUUUCACUGUGGGUGUUGAGCCGUGGUUUGAAAGAUGGGCGAAUGGUAAGCACUGGGGGGUUUGGUGGUGGUGCCUGGAGCUGCCUGUUCCAAAGGGAAGGGGAAUGCCAGGGCAGCAGAGGUAAGGAGGAAAGGCUCAUUUGGGAGCCGGGAGAGCAGAGUGAACCUCUCCUGACUCUCUUUCCCACACACAUUUACUGUCCCAACAACAGCUUUUGUAUUUUCCCAUCACACCGUGACGGUCACUCCCUGGUCACUGCCGGGCGAUGGACACGUUGCUGGAAAACCAGGCAGCCAGAGGGCUAAAAUGCACUGUGCUCACUGUAAAAACUGGCUUCUUACAUUGUUUUUAUAUGGUUAAAGAGGUGGUUGCGCUUCAAUAUAUUUUUUUUUUCCUUUUUCUUUUUUUUUUUUUUUUCAAAGAGGUCAAAUGUAUAUGAAGUGCAUGUUAUCCUGAACUUUUUUGUUUGUACAUCUUGGUGUCGGAUCAUCUGCAUGAAAGACACAGUAGUGCCAUGUCUGAGCUUGUUAUCUUGUGCUUGGUUGGUAUGAACUUCUCUAGAUUGUUGAGUUUUUCCCCAGAAUAACUUGGGUUAAUAUUUAGUUAUUGGGAGACAUCGAAACCAAACAUCAUGGUGGCCCUUUGUUUUCUUACAGUUUAAAUACAAACGACAGAGCCUUGUGGUUUAAAGUUAAUUUGUUAAGUGUAAAUAAAUUUCUUGCCAAUGAGUAUUAUUGUUGUUAGACAACGAAUGCAAUAAAAUGAGAAAUCCUGAAUCUUUAUUA
Messenger RNA from Calidris pugnax (ruff), 10106 nucleotides. It is a transcript of the gene PPP1R9A, whose product is annotated as protein phosphatase 1, regulatory subunit 9A. The record is from RefSeq and is a predicted model, not a curated record. Gene Ontology annotation, molecular function: actin filament binding. The transcript is spliced from 20 exons. Gene Ontology annotation, cellular component: dendrite; postsynaptic density; cytoplasm. Gene Ontology annotation, biological process: calcium-mediated signaling; neuron projection development; actin filament organization. Bases 205 to 4197 code for a protein of 1330 amino acids. Lineage: Eukaryota; Metazoa; Chordata; Aves; Charadriiformes; Scolopacidae.